AUGAUUGGCAGACGAUGUAYUACAGAUAUUCUAUUGCCCCACGAUGACGUACAGGCUCACAUUAAACGCGCUCACGUCGUCCACAAAGUACCACCCGUCAACGCCCUCGCGCGACACCCACGAAUCUUUCGUUUUUCUAUGGCAUAUGGUGAUGUUGAGAAUCACCCUGGCCGCGAAGAGGGUGUGAUGUACUUACAGAUCUGUAACAAUAAGAACACGAUCAAUACACUGUUGAGGAAUAUUGCAGGGAACACCGAUGAAGCCAAACCGGGCGACACAACGCUCGAUAUGUUGAUUAGUGCUGUGGAGCCCCUGCAAGGGAGUUUCUGGUAUGUCCCAAGUGUUGAGGAGCUUAAGUUACCGGGUUUGGAGGGCGACAGAAGACCAAGUUGGGCCAUCAAGGUGUGCUUAGGCAGGUUGUUUACUACAAAUAAGGAAAGAAAACUGGAAAGCAAAGAAUUCUUUGGCAAAAGGGCAGACUUCUUUGGAGUUCAUCCUGAUGAAAUUAUUGUUGGUCGAAUGCCUCGCUGCUUUUCUCUAGGGCUAGGGCAAGCUGUUAUGCCGUAUCUUCAUGAGGAAGAAACAAUGCCUGCCUUUAUCAAAGGGCUAAGUGAGACUGCAGGUAUGGGCCAUGUGAUACCAGACUACCAGACACUGUUACAAAAAGGCAUCGAAAAYAUCAAGAAUGAGAUGCAAGCAAAAGAAAAGGAUGCUCAGUCACAAGAAGAAAAAGACUUCUUACAGGCAUGCAUACUUACUUUUAAAGGACUUCAGAAGUACCUAAGAAACUACGCCUACUAUGCUGGUUACCUCGUGAAAGACGCGAAUAAAGUCAAAUUUGGACUUUCUGACGCUCAAUGCGAAGGUCUUAAGCAGGUCCAAACCAGAAUUAACAAGAUCUCAAGAGACCCUCCCGAGACUUUCGUUGAAGCAGUUCAGCUACUUUAUUCCUUUCACUGUUGUCUUCAUCUCACUGGAGAACCAACCUCUAUCGGUCGACUCGAUCAGUUGUUGGAACCUUUCCUUCAAGGGACUAGUAACGAGGAUGCUCAGGAAAUCAUUGAUUGCUUUUUUGUCAAACUUUGUGAGCACGUUAAUUUGAAUUCGUGCUUGCUGAGGAGCUUACAGGCUUGGGGAAUCACUGCUGUAACGUACGCUAGUACGGGACUAUUUCCAUACGGAGAUACUAUAAACCAAUGGGUGCAACAGAUCACGGUUGGUGGAUACAAGGCAAACGAAGCGAGUAUCGCUGAGGAUGGAUGCAAUGAAAUCACCUUAAUGUGCCUAAAGGCAUCUAGACGACUCCCCCUAAAUGCUCCUUGCCUGUCUUUGAGAUUGAAUAAAGACACACCCCAACAGGUUCUUGAGGAAGCAUCUAAAGCAAUCCUUAGUGGUGGGGCACAUCCCAUUUUUCUCAACGAUGAAAGGCUGGUCGAAAGUCUUCUUCGCACAAGAAAUGAAGCACCAAGCAAUCCAGUCAGUUUGAAGACCGUACGUAACUUUGCUUGUGAUGGCUGCUACGAGCCUAUUUUCCCUGGUGAGACAGACUUUUCUCUGGCUUACGUGGUGCUACUGCAGGUGUUAGAAAUGAGCAUCAAUCACGGCUCAACUUUUCUCACUGCUGGUCCUCGAUAUCCAGAAGGAACACCCCAGUCAUUGCCUUCACAACAUCCAGAGAACAUUAACACCUUUGAUCAGCUACUGGAAAUAUUCAGCUUGCAUCUCAAGGUCCGUACAGAGUAUAACCUAUUUCUACUACUUGUUAACUAUGGAAAUGUAGUUGAGUUCUGCCCCAGUCCCUUGUUGUCCUCCCUCAUCCGAGGGUGCCUGGAAACAAAAAGAGACAUGUACAAUGGAGGUGCAAACCAUACGUUGAUUGGUGUCCAGUUCAUCUCUUUCUCAAACACUGUGGAUGCAUUGUAUGCAAUCAAAAAGCUUUGCUUUUCUAGUCAAACAUCAACGGUGUCCUUAAAAGAUUUGGUCACAUGCUUAAAAUGCGACUGGGGAUACAACAUACAGGAACCAUUUCACAGCCAAGUUGGUGGGGCAACACGUGCAGAUGUCUUGUCUUACUCAUAUAAGGAAAUACGACAAAGGGCUCUCAGCUUCCCAAAGUUUGGAACAAGUGAAGGUGCAAACAAUAAAGAUAUCCAAGCUAUUGCGGGAUGGCUAGCAGAUAAAGUAUCAACUGUCAUUGAUAAAGUUGCCUAUGAUGGCCCUGAUGGACAACCGCUGAAAGACCUGAUUGCUGGCUUAAAGAAAAAGUACUCGUUGCCGGGUGCACCUUGGAAUUUAAUUCUGUCUACAGGAUCAGGGACGUUUGAAGGGUAUGUUGGAUGGGGAGCGCAAUGUGCAGCCUCUGCUGAUGGAAGACGUGCUAGCUCUCCUAUUGCGUCCGAUUUCUCUGCUGCUCCAGGUCCACUGGACAAACCUGCAACACCAAGGAGUUUUGAUAUCUAUGAGAGCAAGAAGGAUUUGUCCUUAUAUGGUUGUGUAUGUACUAUACACGGCGCUGAUGUACGCAUAGAAGGUUCUCAUCACUAUUGAACUAUGGAACUAUGUUAAUUGCUCAUCUCUUAUUCUUAUAAUCAUUCUAUUUUAGUCACCUGUGGAAGUCCCGAGACUUUUGCCAACGCACAAUGUAAGCCAGAACAAUACGACCUGAUACGCGUGCGCACUGGUGGAUGGAGCGAGUUUUUUGUAGCUUUCUUCAGCCAGCACCAGAAACAUCAGGAAAGACGAAUGUACUACCACGUACCUGCAGAAAACAACGAGUCCAAUGCAGCCAAAGAAGGAGAAAAAAGAUAA
Messenger RNA from Exaiptasia diaphana, 2808 nucleotides. RefSeq names its product choline trimethylamine-lyase-like. Lineage: Eukaryota; Metazoa; Cnidaria; Anthozoa; Actiniaria; Aiptasiidae. Gene Ontology annotation, molecular function: catalytic activity. The record is from RefSeq and is a predicted model, not a curated record. Gene Ontology annotation, cellular component: cytosol.